Carica papaya (papaya) is the source of this 1620-nucleotide messenger RNA. Lineage: Eukaryota; Viridiplantae; Streptophyta; Magnoliopsida; Brassicales; Caricaceae. The record is from RefSeq and is a predicted model, not a curated record.
UCUCUCUCUCUUUCUUUUAUAAUACUUAUUACCAGGCACUUUCUCUUCUAUAAUCGCGCAUAGCUCUCUCCGUCUUCUUCCCAUCUCUGUGUGUGUGUGUGUGUGUGUAUAUACACACACAGACACAUAUAAACAUUCAUAAACAUCUGUCCGCAAGAUUCAAAAUUUCGCACCAGAUAAAUGUGGAUUUUUUGAAGCUUCCGUGUCGAUAUUUGAUGCUGUAUAUGGUGUGGACCCAAAUAUAUUAAGUCAGAGACAGAAAGGCUUAUUUUACGUUUGGGAAGUCGUCAUGUCUUAUAAUAUCACUGAAGCUUCUGAAGGUAGAAGAAGAGAGAUGGUAAUGGAGGGAGAGAUGUAUAGGAUCUUUAAGGUAUGGCUUACAGUAUUUACGUCUCUGUGUUAUUGCUAUCUUGUAGGGAAGAUGACCGAGAAAGGGAGGGUUAGGUUGAUUUGUGUCCUUCCAAUUGUAGGGUUGUUUCUUCUUCUUCCUCUUAAUCUGAAUUCUAUUCAUGUUGGAGGCACCACAGCUUUUUUCAUUGCUUGGCUCGCGAAUUUCAAGCUUUUGCUUUUCGCUUUUGGUAAAGGGCCUUUGUGUACGGACCAUUUUGUAUCUCUAGGUCGAUUUGUUGCCGUUGGGUGUUUGCCUAUAAAAGUGGUUGUACCACAGGAAAAACAAGUUUCAGCAGGAAAAGUUAGCCUGAUCAAUGGUGGAAACAAACAGAACCCACCUUUAAAAUCACGGCUAAAAAGCCGUAAGUCACCUGCAAACUAUGCAGUGAAGUGCCUGCUUUUGGCUAUGAUAAUACGAGUAUAUGAUUACAGCGAGCAUCUCCAUCCAAAACUCAUUUUAGUCCUCUACUCCUUUCACAUAUACUUCACGCUAGAGAUCAUUCUAGCCGUUGUUGGUGCUUUGGCUAGAGCGCUACUAGGCAUAGAGCUGGAGCCACAAUUUGAUGAACCCUACCUCUCCACAUCACUGCAAGAUUUCUGGGGAAGAAGAUGGAACCUCAUGGUCACCGGUAUCCUGCGCCCCACCGUAUACGAGCCCACCCUCCGUUUCACCGCGCGUUUCGUGAGUCGCCGAUGGACCUCCAUUAUCGCCGUUAUGAUGACCUUCACGGUCUCCGGUCUCAUGCACGAGCUGGUCUUCUUCUACCUUGGGCGCGUGAGGCCCACGUGGGAGAUCACGCUGUUCUUCCUCCUCCACGGGGCCUGUUUGGUGGCUGAAAAUUUAAUGAGGAAGAGCGUUCUGCCGGCAGUAACGGGGGGAAGGUGGCACAUUCCGAAGCUGGUGUCUGGAGUCUUAAGCAUUGGGUGGGUGAUUUACACCGCGUUCUGGCUGUUCUUCCCGCCGCUUCUCCGAUCCCGGGCUGACGACAGGGCGUUUGAGGAGUACGCCGCCGUCUGCGCGUUCUUGAAGAAUGUCGGCAAGGCUUUGAACAGUUGAGAUUCUGGUGAACUUCAUCUCUCUUUGUAAAUUUUUAUUUUGUGGUGGAAAACACAGUCCUAAGAAGUAAGUAAAUCUGACGGCCAUGAUUCGCCAUCUGAAUUAUUUUAUUGUGGGGGACUUGAAUGGAUCUCAUUUGGCAUUGAAAGAAAUGAACGGAAAUUUAGAGUGAA